UUCUAUAUAGAAUAAAUAUCAAUGAGCUACUACUAGGUACAUACAUGAUUUACCAAUCCCCUAUAUACAACCUGUCUUGAAGUGAGUCAGUUAAUUCCAGUGAGCUUGACACGGCGUCUGGGUAGAUGUACUUACACAAAGAAAGAUAAGUUCUACUAAUACGAGCAGCACGAUUCAAAAAGAGCCAAACUUAGAACUUGCACCCUUGUAAGUUGUCAGCUAUGGCAGUUGCCACCGUGGUGGCUGACUGGUGGUCUACCGGUACCGCCCCUGACCGCCUAUAUAAAAUAUGGGUACUGCACUACUUACAAUGCUGCGGCUAGCAACUGACGAAUCAUCUUAGACCAUUCCAAGUUCCUAUGGUCCCCUCCUUUUCGAAACGUAACCUAAGACGUCCCGUGUCUUCAGUUCCAUAAUUCAAGCCAUCUUAUAAUUCGCGACAUUCUUCCUUUCUCUCCAACUCGUCGGAUUUACACACCUCAUCAUCAAUCAAUCAACUAGUCAAUCGGUCGUGCAAGUAAUCCAAAUCGCCCAACAACACAAUGAAGAAAUUCCUCGGAAAGAAGACAUCCGAUGCGGGCGACGACCCGAAUCGCUCCGCCCUCUUUGGGAAAAAGGGAUCACCAGCUCCGUCGGACAAUCCCUACGCCCAAUCUCAACCUGCAAAUGACCCCUACAUGAACGACAACAACAAAUUUGCCCAUAUGACUCCUUAUCAACAAGCUCGAACGGGUCUUCAGAACAACCAGCCUGUUGGUCUCCCAAGCGGACCUGGCCCUCGCAGCGGAUACGGUGCCCCUCCUCUUGCUCGCAACGGCAGCAGUUCCUCAUCUGCGACAGCCCCUCCCCCUUAUUCUAGCGGACAACCUAGCAGCCAGCCGUCUGGUGGUUAUGCCAACAACAAAUACGGCUCAUCUGGUGGUUAUGGGAACAAUAAAUACAACAACUAUGGUGGUGCUUCAGCUAGCCGCCCUGGUGGAUAUGGCGGACUCGGUCGAACCGACAGCAAUGGCACGGAUGCCAACCGAGACGCUCUAUUCUCAGGCGUUCAGGAACGCCACGAACAGAAGGGCAAUCAGGAUGGAGGUUAUGGUACAUCUGGCGCAUCCGGCGCCGACUCCAAGUAUGGUGGCUAUGGAGAGCAACGUGAGCUUACGGAGGAAGAGAAAGAUUACGAACAAUACAAGGACCUGAAGAAGGAGAUCCACGAGACUACUAAAGCCAGCGUCAACUCCACCGAGAACUCUAUGAGGGCCCUGAACCAAAGUUUGGAUGUUGGCAUGCAAAGUCUAGCUCGACUCGGUGCUCAGAACGAACGGCUCUAUAACACAGAGCAGCUCGUAGACUCCGCGAUCGAGAAGCAGCGUCACGCCGAUGUUCAGACAAAGAAACUCAAGACUCUCAACCGAAGCAUGUUCGCCGUCCACGUCAAGAACCCAUUUACGGAGAAGCGGAGGACCGCGGAAGAGGAGUCGAGAGUCAUAGCUCAGAACCAAGCUGAUCGAGAGGUCCGUGAGGCUACCCGACGAGAGAAGUUUGCCCAGAAUUCGCGCAUGGAGUCGAACUUCUCCGAACUAAACAGAGGACAAGCACCUCCGUCAUUCUCGAAACCCAACAGAAAUGACAGGAACAAGUAUACUCUAGAAGAUGACUCGGAUGAGGAGGGUGCGCGUGACCUGGAGAACGAUAACGAUCAGAUUGAGAACAACCUGAACGAACUCCAGAAUGGUACUUUCAGACUCAACCGACUUGCCAAAGCCUUAGGCGACGAACUCGACCAGGGUAACAAGCUUAUUGACAGAAUUGGUUCUAAGACCGAACCACUUGAUGACCAACUGAGAGUGACCAACAUGAGGCUCAAGAAAAUGAACGGAGAGUUAUAGGCGAUCCGAGAUUGCGCACAUGUUUACACACCAGCGGAAGCACAUUUGAAUAUGGACCUUUCGUUUGGAUUACUGAUGCUCUACAUGGGUAUCUAUAGUUCUGAGUAGCCUACGUGUGGAAAAUAGAGUGAGGGUGUCGCAACACAUCGGGGUAGAUGGACACUUGCAUACGUCUCUUGCUUUUUACCUCAGGCCAGUUCGUAUAUACAUCAUGCUUUAGAGCUAUGACGUAUUUUUAUGAUACAGCAAUCCUAACAUAGAAUAUGUAAUAACAACAUUUCACCCCCUAUUUGACCCCUUUGAGAACCACAAGUGAGAAAAUAUGCCAAUAUAUCUUGUCUUA
Molecule: messenger RNA, 2226 nt
Organism: Annulohypoxylon truncatum
Lineage: Eukaryota; Fungi; Ascomycota; Sordariomycetes; Xylariales; Hypoxylaceae
Exons: 2
Coding region: 543-1883 (446 amino acids)
Biological process (GO): vesicle fusion; exocytosis
Cellular component (GO): SNARE complex; plasma membrane
Molecular function (GO): syntaxin binding; SNAP receptor activity
Source: RefSeq, a predicted model, not a curated record